This is a messenger RNA of Ectocarpus sp. CCAP 1310/34, 4423 nucleotides long. The record is from the annotation of a GenBank genome assembly. NCBI's taxonomy places the organism in Eukaryota, Phaeophyceae, Ectocarpales, Ectocarpaceae.
UGUCCCGAAAAUCCAGUUCGACGGCACGCAUCCCAUGUCUAGCGUACACAUAGUCGCGGAUACCGUCCUGAUGAUGGGGAUAUCCGAAGCUCCCCCGUCGCGGAAGGACUAUCGAUUUCACCGCUGCGCGUACUACUCGAGGCCACCAAUACUCCCGCACAUCCGGCACCACCACGACGGCGUGAGCCCUGCACUCCGACAGAUGGUGAACAACGUGGCCUGCCAUCCCGGGAGGCGGAAAGCAGUACCCGAACGCGGGUGUACCUACGCCCGGUGUGAUCGCCACAUCUUGGCAAAAGAAGUCCACGCCUGCCGUGCCGACACACUGGUACCGCGAGAAAAACGGCAAUCUACUCGUCAAUCCGGAACCCCCUGCCAUCGUAUACUGCGUGUUAUCCGAGGACGGCAUGAGAUCGACGGUGAAGUCACCGAAGAAUUCGCGCGACCGCUGAAACGCCACUGGCCGAAGUCGGAUGGUUUCGUGGCGGCCCGGUCGUGUAAUCCCAUCUGCUACGCUAUUCGCCUCCGACGGGACCCACCGUAGCCGUAAGCCAAAAUUCGUGUUCGACUUGCAGCUCGUACAGGCUGACCAACAUCGCAUGUGUACUGGAAUUGCCCGAUCGUCCUUUCCGAAACGCGUCUACGACCGCUCGAUUGUCGACAUCCAUCAAUACCUGGGCUCGCUUAAGCUCCCCGGGCCUGGCUCUACAGCAUUCUUUCAGCACUUCGAGCAAGGCAGACAUCUCUUUGCUGUUAAUGGACCUGGAUAACCAUGCGUCUGGGAACCCUCCUCCGGCCGAAAAAUGUCCGCUCGGCAGAGACACCACGCCCCCAUAUUGGGUAGACGACGCAUCCGACGAUGCGGUAGUAAGAGAAACCUCAUAAUGCCUCGCUUUAUACCACGGUCCCUCUUGAGCGGUCGACGACAAAGUCAGCCAAAUGUUCAGCUCCGCGCGGAGAUCGUGCUUAUCUCGCAGCUGAAUCUCGUGGCCCUUGGCCUUCGCAAUCGCCGCAAACAUAUAGUGAGUCCAAAGGGAAGCCGGCCGAAUCGCCACCGACAUGCUGACACACUUCCCUGCAAUCUUCUCCAACACCCGCACUGAUACGGAACCCUUUGUAGGCACCUCUUCUCUAAGCUUAUGAAGCUUGUGCAGCUUGUCUUCCGGAAUGCGGAAUGAUGCGGUACGUGAGUCGCAUAUUAUCCCCAGAUAUCGCUGCUGUUGGGACGGGUUGAGAUCACAUUUCUUGAUGGACAAGAAAUAUCCACAUCGAUACGAUACGAGGAUACCUUGAUGAAGGGGUUCGGCCGCUGAUAGCCAUUGCACUCUGUUCGACUCCCCAAAGGUAGCCACGAAAUUCGCGUCCCACGCAUCAUCGAUGUAUGCCAGCACGGGAAUACCCUUGGAACGCAUAUACGCCGCUUUCGCUUCGCUCAGAGAAUGGUAACAAAACGGACUCUCGUUCCACCCAAACGGCAGUGUGGUACAAACGUAGUCGACGCCGUCGUAGUGCACGCCAAACAACGGCCAGCUUUCUGGCUGCAGGCUGAGGUUGUGGAAACCCGCGCGGUUAUCCAAGCUUCCCAUGAAAACCCCUUCGUCCGCCACGAGUGCUACUCUUGAAACCGUGUCCAUCGUACACGGCACAUGCUUAUAGCACUUGUUAAGAGGGAUACCGUUGAUAAUCAUGCGCGGUUUGGUCGGUUCCACUGAGAUAGACAGGAUAAUCCGCGGUCUAUCCGGCCCCCCCGGUCCUUUUACUUCUCUCCAUCGCGCCAAACAUCCCCGCUUAGCCAGUGCUUGUACUUCGAGUCGCACAAAUUCGGCAUGCUCUUGUGGGAUAUGGUUAGGGAGUACGGCCCCCGGAAACGCCUCCGCACGAUACGGUUCCUUACGAGACUUGCCUCGGUACUCGUCGUGAAGGAAAUCGAAUACACUGACCCCAUGUCGGAGGAAAGAAAGAAGUUGGUCUCGCUGAGGGUGAUCACGUAGGAUGACUUUAUCCCAAAAUUCCCAGUUAUGGUUUAGUCCCCCUGGAACGAAAUGUUCGCCGUUCUCCCCGGCGUCCCGUACGGGUGCUUCCCACGGCAUGCGUGUCUGCCCGUCCCCAUACGUGGCACGCUGUGAGUCUGAUUCCGUAUGCACGCCAUCUACCCUCGGCUGCCCCCGUGACCCCAUCCACUCGCGUUGUUCGUCGGACAAAUCGGGGACCUCAGGGAACGCAACCCUUACUUGUGCGUGCCGCCGCGCUAGGUUCUGCUGCCAAUCGUCGGCGAAAACCUAGGUCGACACCACAACAUGAAACAUGGUACAUCGAUAUGCAACGAUUUUGUAACGGUGGAAAUUGGUACCUCGUAGAAGGGAUUGUCCGUCGGUCUAAAUUUGCAACACGAACGAACUACGAGCGAACGCAGUUACGAUGCACUGAAACCAGACGGACCCACCGAGAGACAUGGCGGACGUAAGGAGAGCAGAUACAACGACACUCCGGGCUGACUAUCUUGCAGUUAUUAUAUGAUCUUAUCAUUUCCCUAAUAAGAACCGUCGUAGUGUUAAUACAAGGAUGAAAGAAAAAACUGCCGAAUUUUGCAGCCAAUGCCUCCGCGUGGCAAAAGGUCGUUGUCUGCUUCUCCCUGAUAAUCCCACGCCCGGCCGAUCAAAGUAUGCCGCGGGGAGUAACGUUCAGGUUGUAUUUAUAUAUGAUUUGUCAUUUAGUGGAACGUGCACACAUCCACCGCGGAUCAUGCCCCGGUCGUUAUGGUAAACCGAGGACCGCCUCUAUACACCCUGGUACUAUGAACUCGAUUCGAGCGACAUACCCCACGUACCGACCCUUUCGUCACCGAUCGAUACACCCAACAUGACAGACGCGAUCAACAUGUAUCCAACGAGUUCAGAUUACUCUGUCUUUAACUUACUCCGGAACCUUCGACGUCAUGGGAACCAAGUACACGUAUGACUCCGCUCUAUGUUACUCCGUCCUUCAUGUGCGACUGGACCUGCAAUUCUCCGACAUGAUUUCUACACCGGCGGAUUCGUGCAUGCGGGCGUCCGGUGGCCGCCUUCUUUGCACCGCGAGCAGAUCCAAAACGCGCACCUCAGGUGGUCGUGGUGUGGGUCCCGAUUGUUGGCCACACAUUUACGGCACGGGUCGAACGAACCGGGGAUGCCCGGGUUUGCUAGUUGCUGUUGCUGGAGCGCGUGAUUUUUCUGGUUGCGUAUGUCGGCCGCCAUCCGGAGUUGACUCGCCGACAUCUGUGCUCCCGUCGUACCCCCCCCGGAUCCUCGUCCCCGACCGCCCGCGUUCCGACCGGGCGGUCCCGGAGUAUAGUGCCCAGCCGCUCCUUGCGCAUAGGGCGAAGCGGCCGACGACCGGGCCUGCCGGCGAGGCUGCCGGAGGGCAUGGGGUUGCCUCCCCUGCCACGGCGCGAUCGCCGUCGCGGCCGGGGGAGGUGGGAUGCCGAUUGCACUCCCACCCGGGAAGAGCGGCGGCGGCAAGGGGGGCUGGCCGUACCCCAACCCCCCCAUGGCUACUCCCGUGCUCGAUAUGUGAACGCCUCCUAAGGAUUUGCGGAUCCUCGCUACGUCCGCGGCAAAGAGGUCGUUGGCGACGCCAUGCGCAUUCGGUAACAAAUUGGUGAACAUCUCGAGGACAUGGACUCCCGCCGCAGCGCCAGCCGUCCUACCAAUCGCCGACACCAGCCUAUCGCCCCGUGCCACCGCAUCAGCAAUGACCUUUAUUUUCGUUGCCGGCUCUCCCACGGCGGUCAUUAUCUGGUGUGUCGCUACCAACGCGUUACGCAGGUUAUCCCAGGUAUAGAAGCCGCCGAUAUUGCGCGUAACUUGCAACACCGUGAGGAACGCGCUGAAAACCUGUGACGUAAAGCAUCGCGUCGAAAAACCGGCGUGCGAUUGUCUCGUCAAAAACCGUCGGUGCGUUCCCAUCGUAGCUCGUCGUUGUCGCGAAAUUCGUGCGAAGAACGAAGGAACCAGGAUAGCUCAUGAAUUCGCGUCGAAUAUCAUCGAUUUAUCCAUCGUGGACCGUCGUCAUUGUCAUUCUAACGUAAACACAUCGUUAGUGUGUGUCGCAAACCGUCGUCGUUGUCGCGAAAUUUCGUGCAAAAGGAACGGAUGGCUCGAAAUCGCGCGCAUCCUCGUAUAACGGAAACACAUUCUUUGCUUGCGUCGCAACUCUUCGUCGUCGUCGCUAAAAUUCAUGUAAACCAACGGAUGGCUCGAAACCGCACGCAUCCUCGCUGAACGUAACACCACGGCCCACGAAUUUACGUCGAAUAUCGUGGGUUUUAAUAUGUCGCAAAUCGUCGUCGUUGUCGCGAAAAUUCGUGCAAAACAACAGGAUGGCUCGAAGCCGCACGCAUCCUCGUUAAACGUAAACACACUAUUUGCAUGCGUCGCAAACCGUC